Messenger RNA from Rhea pennata, 338 nucleotides. Its product is annotated as C-C motif chemokine 3-like. NCBI's taxonomy places the organism in Eukaryota, Metazoa, Chordata, Aves, Rheiformes, Rheidae. The record is from RefSeq and is a predicted model, not a curated record. Bases 62 to 337 code for a protein of 91 amino acids. Gene Ontology annotation, molecular function: chemokine activity. Gene Ontology annotation, biological process: eosinophil chemotaxis; immune response. Gene Ontology annotation, cellular component: extracellular region. The transcript is spliced from 3 exons.
GGAGGAGAGCAGCCCGGCGGCACCAGUCCCCCUCUUGCAAGUCCCGAGCCCCAGCAGCACCAUGAAGGUCUUGGUGGCCGCCCUGGCUGCUCUCCUGCUCGCCGCCCUCUGCUCCCCGGCCGAGGCCCAUCUUGACGGCGUCCCCACGUCCUGCUGCUUCAGCUACCAGCUCCGACCCAUCCCGCGGGGCCUCAUCGCCUCCGCCUACGUCUCCAACAGCAACUGCACUCAGCCGGGAGUGAUCUUCGUCACCAAGAAGCAGCGGGAGAUCUGCGCCGACCCCCAGGCCGCCUGGGUCCGGGCGCACCUCAAACACUUCCAGGCGAAGCAGAACUGAC